GGUCGGAUAUUUUUUUUUCCUCCUCCGAUUCAAAAAUUCCCUUUUCAUGUUCCUUCCGUAAAACCCCAAUUCCCCUGAUUCAUCUUCCACACUUCCUCCUAAACCCCAACCAUGGCCUCGCACUUCUUUUCCACCAUAACCAAACAUUCCCUUAAACCCUAUUUUCUCUCUCCUCCAUUUCCCCAAAACCCUGUUUUCUCUCUCCUCCAAAAAACUUCCCCAUUUUCCACCUCUUUUCUCAUCACAAAAACCCCCAAAAAAUUCAAAAAACGUAAGAAAAAGCCCAGCCCUCGUACUACCCCUAUUCAACACCCUUCUUCCUUUAUCCCCCACUUCGAAAAUCUCGCCAAUCGAGAUAAUUUCUUCCGAUUUCUCAUCCGAUCCAAACAAUUCCUUAUCAAACAACCCGAACAUAUUCUCCGUUUGGAUGACGCCGGAAAACUUUUCCGCGAACUGGGUUUUCCCCGCGGAAGAAAAGUCACUAAAUUUUUGGCCAAACACCCCCUUAUCUUCGAAGUUUACCGUCAUGAAAGUAACAAAAUGUGGGUGGGUUUUACUGAGUUCAUGGAGAAUUUACUGGAGGAGGAGAAAAAAAUUAUGGGGUGUAUGGAAUUGGAGAGGGUAAAAGUUGUGAGGAAGCUUUUAAUGAUGUCAAAAGAUAAAAAAAUGGCAUUGAGUAAGAUUUAUCAUUGUAGGUUAUUGUUUGGAGUUCCUGAGGAUUUUAGGGAUUGGGUGUUGAAAUUUCCUGAGUAUUUUAGGGUUGUUGAUGGUGAAGAUGGAAGUAGAGUGCUUGAAUUGGUGAAAUGGGAGCCGGGUUUGGCGGUUAGCGCGUUGGAGAGGGAGUUUAUGGUUGAUGAGGAGAAGGUUAAGAGGGCAUUAAAGUUUCCUGUGAAACAUGGGAAGGCAUUGGAUUUGGAGGUGGAUGAUGUGAGGAGGUUGAAUUUGUUGAAUACAUUGCCGUUGGUUUCGCCUUAUUCGGAUGGGUGGAAGCAUGAGUUGUGGAGUUUGGAGGCAGAGAAGUAUAGAGUUGGGAUUAUACAUGAGUUUUUGAGUUUGACAUUGGAGAAGAAAGCUUCUAUACAUCAUAUAGUGGAGUUUAAGGAGGAGUUUAGUCUUACUAAGCAUACUUAUCAGAUGCUUAAUAAGCAGGGUAGGGCGUUUUACUUGGCUGGUACUGAGAUGAAUUGGGUUGUUUUUUUGAAGGAUGGCUAUGAUGAUAAUGGAAAUUUGAUUAAUAAAGAUCCUCAAGUUGUUUUUAAUGAGAGAUUAUAUAGGUAUGCUCAAAUGCAGCAUCCUGAUGAAUUGUGUCGUGAUAGUGAGAAUGAAUCGAAUGGUGGCAAUGAAGUUAGCUUAAUUGAACGAGAAGAAAGGGUAUCAUUAGGUAAAAUUAGAUGAUUUUAGUUGUGUAUUUGUAUAAUGCAAUUGUAUACUACUGUUUUAGAAAUCUCUAAUAGUAGAAUUUCUUGAACUGAACUUAUGAUUGUGAUAUCACCUUUUUUGAGCCAACAAUUGUGUGUAAAACUGGCCAAACUGUGCCUUUUUUGCUCUCUAUUGCCUUGUGUAAUUUGGGAACACUGUAUGUUAUAUCUCCCAGUUACCUAAUUCGUGGUAUACCACUUUACUUUCAACGUAUCUAAUGUAAUUUUACUUUCAUA
Molecule: messenger RNA, 1655 nt
Organism: Beta vulgaris subsp. vulgaris (sugar beet)
Lineage: Eukaryota; Viridiplantae; Streptophyta; Magnoliopsida; Caryophyllales; Amaranthaceae
Product: protein WHAT'S THIS FACTOR 1 homolog, chloroplastic
Exons: 1
Coding region: 112-1395 (427 amino acids)
Molecular function (GO): RNA binding
Source: RefSeq, a predicted model, not a curated record